AAUUUCAAAUACAAAAAAAUAUUUACUUCAUUUCAAAUGUGUGUGAAAAAACCAACGUCCAUUACAAUCUUAUUCCGAAUAAUCGUUAACAAUGCAAUUAUAACUUGGAAUAAAUCAUGAAUUUAAAUUGUCCGAUAUGUCAGGAGCUGUUUAUACCAGCAUCUGAUGUUUCAGUAAUUCCAUGUGGACAUGUUUUUCACUCCGAAUGUGUAAAUGUUUGGCUUGAAAGCUAUAAAUCGAAAACUUGCCCACAAUGUCGACAAAUUGUAUCAAGAAAAGCAGUAAUCAAAGUUUAUUUUAAUUUUGCUGAGGUCUCGGUUAAUCAUUCCGACCCGGCUACAUUACAAUGUAAAUUAGAUAGUGCUAAUUUUCAAAUAAAACUUCGUGAUAAGGAAAUUUCUAAUAUGCGUGAAAAAUGUAAAAAAACUGAAUCAUCGAAUAAAGAGUUACGAGCGUUGGUAAAAGAAUUAGAACACAAAGCUAAUAAAGAUUUAACGAUAAUAGCAGCUUUAAAACAACAAAUUAGAGAUUUAACUCGUCAAAGUCAAGAGAUUGAAGGUUUAAAAGCUGAAAAUCGUACAUUAACACACGAAUUAAAUUUAUUGGAAGAUAUGAGAAAAGUUGUUACAGGGGCUUCAAGUGAAGUAUCAGAAAUGUUAACAAAUUAUCAAGAUACUCGAGCACUUGCUGUAAUGGUUACAACUCUUAAAAGAGAAUUAUUGCAACAAACUGCGAAAAAGAAUAAAUUCCAAAAACAACUGAUUAGCGCUCAAAAUGAUAUUAGAAAAUUUCAUCAGAAUUUAGACGAUGAAAGUAAUAAAAUUGUAGCUAUUAAUGCCCGAUUAGAGCAAAAUGAAAAAGAAAAACAAUUAUUACAACGAAAAAUAGAAGAAUUAAAAAAAAUUAUAGGUGAAGAAAAAUUAAAAAAUUGUGAUAAAAAUAACAUAACGUCUCCUGAAACUCGUAAACGUAUCAUAAAAUCAACGAUCAAAGAUUUGAAUGUUACGAAACGAGUUUUGGAAAGUCAGACAGAAUCACCAAGUAUUCCAGAAAAGGUGAGAGCCAUUCAAGAUUCAGAUUCUCCGUAUUUGCAAAUAAAACAAUCAUCUGUUGGAUCCGCUAUUAUGGAAAUGAAUGGAUCGGAGAAUUCCAAUAUUAGUUCCAAAUACACAAUAUUUAAAAAACCACGUUUACGUCCCGAUUUAGAAGAUUUUAAACCAUUACCAGAUGAUGCCUUUAACGGUCUAGGAGGUCAUCCAGCAAUUGAAGAAUUUCCAAAACGUCGAAUGACAAUGUUCCGAUCAAAGAGUAGCUCGAAGAUGCGUCGUUUAGUUCGUCCUAGUGUACCAUUGAAGAAAAAUCAAACAAUUGAUAGUUUCUUAGAAACGUAAAAUUUUUAUCUGAAUAAAAAUAACUGUAAU
This is a messenger RNA of Chrysoperla carnea, 1421 nucleotides long. It is a transcript of the gene nopo, whose product is annotated as E3 ubiquitin-protein ligase TRAIP. The transcript is spliced from 6 exons. Lineage: Eukaryota; Metazoa; Arthropoda; Insecta; Neuroptera; Chrysopidae. Bases 117 to 1391 code for a protein of 424 amino acids. Gene Ontology annotation, molecular function: zinc ion binding. The record is from RefSeq and is a predicted model, not a curated record.